GCAUGUGUAGUUCUGAAGCGUGAGGCCCCUGGUUAGUAGUGGUGAAGACGUUGCCUUCCGUGGACUUGCCGAGGAAGGGCUGAAGUAUUUCAGGACAGUGUCUGUUUUUGCUUUAAUGUCAGUUCUUUCCGUUAUUUAAGGAAGGUUGUAAGCCUAUCGUGAUUUGUUUAAUUUUUGAGCGCCACUUUUCAGUUUGGACAAAAAUGCCUAAAAAUAAAGGUAAGGGAGGAAAAAAUCGGAGACGUGGUAAGAAUGAGAAUGAGUCUGAAAAAAGAGAAUUGGUGUUUAAAGAAGACGGACAAGAAUAUGCCCAGGUGAUCAAAAUGUUAGGAAAUGGUAGGCUGGAAGCUAUGUGUUUUGAUGGCGUUAAGCGGCUGUGCCAUAUCAGAGGCAAAUUAAGAAAAAAGGUUUGGAUUAACACAUCGGAUAUCAUUUUGGUUGGGUUGAGAGAUUACCAGGACAACAAAGCAGAUGUUAUUCUAAAGUACAAUGCAGAUGAAGCUAGAAGCUUGAAAGCGUAUGGAGAGCUUCCAGAGCAUGCUAAAAUCAACGAAACUGACACCUUUGGUCCUGGGGAUGAUGAUGAAAUCCAGUUUGAUGAUAUUGGAGAUGAUGAUGAAGACAUUGAUGAUAUCUAAUGUGGAAUGUUUAUUCCAUUUUUGUUCUACGUGUUGUUCCAUCCUGUCCUGUUUGUGCUGUGGACUUUCAGCAAGAAACCUAAAUCAGGAUCCCCAACCCCAGGAUACACUAGAGUGAGGAUAAAAAAUGCUCUGCUGCAUUUCUUUUAAUGUAUUUAUAUAUUCUUUCAAAAGAAGCAAAAACUUUAAAGCUGAAUAUAGAGUAUCUGAAUUUACAAUAAAAAAAAUCAAACCCUGUAUUUUUUAUUUUUUGUAUUUUUAUUUCAUUUUUGUUUGAAACUGUGUAGCAUUGUAGCAGUAAUUGCAGUCACUCAGCUUAUAUUGUUCUUCCGCAGGUAAACUUAUUAUUUUUAAUGUUUGAUUUCUUUGGAAAUUUAGGCUCUGUGACCCAAAACCUUUGGAAAAAAAUUAUUUAGCAUUUUUCUACUUUUUCUUUUUUUUAACAUUUAAUACACCACAGAAUAACAAUUACAUUAAAUAUUACCUGUGGAUAUUUGUAUUUUAAUCACUUGCAUUUUCAGAAUAAUUUACUCUGUACAUUAAUUAUGUAUUGUAAAGUAAUUUCAUAAUUGCCUCUGGGAGAAAAAAAUAAACUUGUGUCCUCCAUUAAAGUUAUUUCUGAAUCCU
Messenger RNA from Erpetoichthys calabaricus (reedfish), 1265 nucleotides. Its product is annotated as eukaryotic translation initiation factor 1A, X-chromosomal. NCBI's taxonomy places the organism in Eukaryota, Metazoa, Chordata, Cladistia, Polypteriformes, Polypteridae. Gene Ontology annotation, molecular function: translation initiation factor activity; RNA binding. Gene Ontology annotation, biological process: translational initiation. Gene Ontology annotation, cellular component: cytoplasm. The transcript has 7 exons. The record is from RefSeq and is a predicted model, not a curated record. Bases 204 to 638 code for a protein of 144 amino acids.